GGGGGUAUUCGGCGGAUGUCUCGGCUUAACGGGGUUCCGUGGCCUUUGUCCUGCUUUCGGGGGCAGCCAGCCUCAGGCCUUGGGGGUCAGGGCGCCCUUGGCUUGGGGUGAGGGGGUGACAAGCCGGGGCGCCUGUGUUCAGGUUGGCACUACGCUCGGGUCACCUUUUCCUGCGCGCGGAGAAAACCCUCCGCAGCCUUUGCAGUGGGGCCGAGAGGGGGCCGAGGUCACAUCCCGCCUCGGUGCCCCCGCCCCAUUUCCUUCUGGAAUCCUGACGUUGAGGCGGGAGGGACCGGACCAACAGACCGCGGGAAGGACGGAACUCCCUCCGGGAGUGCGGGCAGGAAAUGGGCGGAGCCUGCUUGGCCUGGGCAGGUGCAGUGUGAGCGGAGGAGUCCGACGGGUUCCCCCGGCUGCCGCGCGCUUCUGCACCAGCCCCACCGCUGCAGGCCCUGCAAAGCCCGGAGACCACGGUGCCUGUCCGCUGGAAGGCGCAGCCUUAGAAUAAAUCUUUUCCCACAGCAGUAGGGGCUACCUCGGGGCGGUGGCCCACUGACCACACCCUCUGCUGACCCUAGACCUCAAAUCUGGAGUCACCAGGGGUCCUGUUCCUGAAAGUUGCAAGAAUGGGGGAGGAAGGUGUUAAGUCUCUUAAGUCUUACAGGGGUGGGAGGACCGGGGAGUAGGAUGUGGUUUUCCCCCAAUAAUCAGACCUCCUAGACACAUCCCCAACCCCUGCCCUGGGUGUGGAGUGGGUGGCUGAGUCUGGAGCCGGGAGGGUCUGUCACUCUAGGGUGGAUGGGGUGAGGGCCCUAGCAUGGGAACCUCACCUGCCCUGCUGAAGUCCUGGGUGCUGUAAAGACAGGGGCAGGCCUUCUGUCUCCCCACAGGCUCUGUUCACUUGCAGACACCAUACAGAGCCUUCAUUCAUUCAUUCAUUCACAAUGAACGUGGGGUGCCCCUGUGUAACAGACGUGGAUCAAGACACCUGCCUCCCGAGACUCAGCUUCUGCCAGACCCUCCUGGAGCACACGGUGUCAGCUGAGAGCAUCCCCUGCCACUUGCCUGGGACACCUGGCACCAGUCUCACAUGGCAUGACUCCCGCAGCCAGAGGGCGGCCAGCAGCAGGCCAAUCAAGCUCCUGCAGCAGCCCGGCACAGAGACCCCCCAGGGCCGGCUGUACUCUGAUCACUAUGGCAUGUACCACACAAGCCCCUCGCUGGGCGGCCUGACCCGGCCCGUGGUCCUGUGGAGUCAGCAGGAUGUCUGCAAGUGGCUCAAGAAGCACUGUCCCCACAACUACCUCGUCUACGUGGAGGCCUUCUCCCAGCAUGCCAUCACCGGCCGGGCACUGCUGCGGCUGAAUGCGGAGAAGCUGCAGCGGAUGGGGCUGGCCCAGGAGGCCCAGAGGCAGGAGGUGCUGCAGCAGGUGCUCCGCCUGCAGGUGCGUGAGGAGGGGCGGAGCCUGCAGCUGCUCAGCCAAGCUUCCUUUGGGAAAAUGUCCUAGCUGCUGCUGAGGCUUGAACCCAGACCCCAGCACUGUGACGGGAGUCCACGGCUAGGGAGGAGGCAGAACUGGCCCCGCAGCCCCUCUUGGACCCUGCAGGAUGCCGGGGCGGUCAGGCUGGCCCAACGGACAGACAGGACCAGGAUCACCACUCCCGGCGCCUCUGGUUGGACAUUCCAGGUCAUGCCCUGGGGCUGGGUGGGUAGGGGCUGCUUGAGUGUGGCCCCACCUCCUGGGACCUGAGCCCAAGCCCUCCCCUAGUGCUGCUGGCAGCAUGUGGGGCAGCUGCCUGGAGCCAGAGCCGGUUUGGAUGUCCCCCCAGACUCCCAGGGAGUCUGUUUAUUUACAUUCCCCUCUCCACGUGAUGUCCGUCCCCCAUCGCCUGCUGAGUCAUCUGUCUGUCCACCCACCCAGCCCAGUUCUAGGCAGUUCCCCAGCACCUCCAGGUUGGCCCACACAGGUGCCAUAAGUUGCCUUGGCUCCCUGUGGCUUGUGCCCAUGCCCCUGCCGGAGCCCAGCAGGCCCACCCAUCAUCUAGAGCAGUGGCCAUCAGCACCUGCCCAGCGGCACCAUGUCAGACACUUUCAUCAUUAUUUAUACAUCCUCACCACACCCCCUCUAUUCAUGAGAAGAAAGCUGAGAAAGGCCCAGAUUGACCAAGCACCAGAGACAAAAUGUGGCACAACAAGGACCUCAGCACUGUCCAGGUGGCUCUGUGCCCAGGGCCCAGGCUCAGCAGUGCUCCCUGCCCUAUCUUUGGGAAAAUCUUGCUUUUACGGUGGUCCCCACUCCCGCCCUCAAGAACAAGGGCCUUGUGCGUGGGCUUUCCCAUUGCCGCUUUCCCAAGAAGGCCUGUGAGGAUUCAGGGGAGAGGCCUCCCCAGGGCCGCUUCCCCUACACCCGCCCAGAGACCCGAGCAACCCCUCUCUGGGUGGUUCAGGGCUGGUGCUGCCUGGCGGAAGGACAGUGAGGGCAGCCCUGGCCAGCCCCGCCCUCUUGUGCCUCUGCCCUCUCCCGAUCCCCUCGGGGCUUCUGAAAAUCUCAGGGACAGAUGAGGCUGAGCCCCCAGUCCCCUCUGUGUGCUUUGAGCCUCCAGACUCAAGGCUGGUCACUGCGGGUCCCAGGUAGAAUUUGGACAACUGGCCUGGCCGCUCCCCUCCCGUAAGCCCCCAACAAGGGGAGACCCUCAUCCCUGCCCCUGUGUGGCUGCCCAAGUAUUCUGCCUGCCUCCCACCAUCAGCCCUCACCCGGGAUGCCCGUCCGCCUCUGCUCCCCUCCCUCCUCCUCUGUCUUGCCCUGGCUCACGCACGCCUGUCUCGUCUUCCUUGUUUUGUGCUCACUUUUUUAUACUCUGACAAAAAAAUAAUAAUAAUAAUCAGAAAUAAAGCUGGUUCCCAAGUGCUGGC
This is a messenger RNA of Macaca mulatta (Rhesus monkey), 2914 nucleotides long. It is a transcript of the gene SAMD10, whose product is annotated as sterile alpha motif domain containing 10. Gene Ontology annotation, molecular function: protein binding. The record is from RefSeq and is a predicted model, not a curated record. Gene Ontology annotation, cellular component: cytoplasmic side of plasma membrane. NCBI's taxonomy places the organism in Eukaryota, Metazoa, Chordata, Mammalia, Primates, Cercopithecidae. Gene Ontology annotation, biological process: cell surface receptor protein tyrosine kinase signaling pathway.